This is a messenger RNA of Brienomyrus brachyistius, 3751 nucleotides long. It is a transcript of the gene pip4p1a, whose product is annotated as phosphatidylinositol-4,5-bisphosphate 4-phosphatase 1a. NCBI's taxonomy places the organism in Eukaryota, Metazoa, Chordata, Actinopteri, Osteoglossiformes, Mormyridae. The record is from RefSeq and is a predicted model, not a curated record. The coding region runs from base 110 to 928 and encodes 272 amino acids. Gene Ontology annotation, cellular component: plasma membrane; late endosome membrane; phagocytic vesicle membrane. Gene Ontology annotation, molecular function: phosphatidylinositol-4,5-bisphosphate 4-phosphatase activity. Gene Ontology annotation, biological process: phosphatidylinositol dephosphorylation. The transcript has 7 exons.
CAGGAAUGCACUUCCUGCUGCGGGAGAUCACGUGACGCGCGCUGGUGCUCGGACCGGCCACAACAAUACGGCAGAGCUGCCGUGUCACUCCCACGCCCGCGCCCUCGCUAUGGCGGACGGCGAGCGCUCCCCGCUGCUGUCGGACCUCGGAGACGGAGCCCUCGGUGGGGCUAACGGCGGAGUGUUGCCAGGAGCGGCCCCGUACGGCUUACCCACAAAACCGCAAAGCUUCCCCCCUUUCCCUAGCCCCACCCAGCCCUCUGUGCUCCCCGGGGAGGACCCCCCACCCUACUCCCCCGUCACGUCUCCCGAGAGCUGCGGCAGUGCCCCCCCUGUGAUCAGCUGCCGGGUGUGUCAGAGCCUCAUCUGUGUGGAGGGGAAGGUUCACCAACACGUGGUGAAGUGUGGGGUCUGCAAUGAGGCCACGCCCAUUAAGAAUGCCCCCGCAGGGAAGAAAUACGUCCGCUGCCCGUGCAACUGUCUGCUUAUCUGCAAGGUCACGUCACAGAGAAUCGCCUGUCCGCGGCCCUACUGUAAGAGGAUAAUAAAUCUGGGUCCCGUGCACCCAGGACCGGCGAGUCCUGAUCCACAGCCAGCUGGAGUGAGGGUCGUGUGUGGUCACUGCAGUAACACCUUCCUGUGGACAGAGUUCACGGACAGAACAUUGGCCCGGUGUCCACACUGCCGGAAAGUCUCCUCAAUUGGCCAGCGGUAUCCCAGGAGGCGGAGCUGCUGGUGCUUCCUCAUGUGUCUGCUUUUCAGCAUUGCCACAGCAGGACUAGUGGCCGGUACCUGGCUCCAGGCCAAACAGUACCGGGGGAUCUAUGCCUCCUGGGCCGUCCUGAUCCUGCUGGUUCUGCUGAGCCUUGGCCGAGCCCUUUACUGGGCUUGCAUGCGGGUCAGCCAGCCCCUGCAGAGCUUCACAUAGAGCGGGACAGUGAAGGCGAUGGGGAGGGGGGUGGGGCCAUUUGGGGAUGGGAGUGCAGCCAGAUACAUUUACACACUCAGUCGCGAGUUACAGUCACUCGUGCAGUUUCACUCAUUUCCUUACCCAGACGGACACUCCUACACACACGCACAAACACACACACACACACAGCAAAACCACACUCAUAUCUGUAUAUUUGUGCAGGAAGCGGGAGGGGCUGUGACUUGCGCUAAUUUUUACGUAAACGGUACGUUAACGUGCAGCGUGCCUUUUCUGCCCCCUUCGAGGGCUCCCAGCCGGUUCCUUACUAGAAUAAUAAUUGAAGUAAAACUUCACGGACCCAGCUGCCAUGUGGCUGGUUCAUGUUCUGCAGGCGAUGAGCAGUUUUAGUUCGUGUUUUAGCAAAGCUCUGUGUUCCAUGGUACCCUGUGAUGUAUCAUAUAUCGCAGUAAUGGCCCUUUAAAUCACUGAACCCACCAAUAGCGGUGCCGCCUUUCCCGGCUAAGGCUGGUUGACAGGCCCUCGCUGAUCCCGGGCCGAUCGGUGAGUCUGGCACGACCCGAAUGUGACCCAGACAAGGCAGGGCUUCCCAGACAGCAGCUCCACCAAUCAGGGUACAGCGCUGAUCUGUUGACACUCUGUGUGUGUGUGUGUGUGUAUGUAUGUGUGUGUGUGUGUGUGAGUGAGUGAGAGAGAGAGAGAGACAGACAGUGAGUUUGCCAUAUUAUGCCUGUGUGUACCUGAGUCUGCUGUAUUGUGUGUGUCUCUGCCGAAAGGUGCCUGCAUAUGCAUCUGUGGUCUAGGUGAAGGUCAUCAUGCACUGUCCUGUAAACCUGAAUGGCAGUGCUGUGCUGGCACAACGUUUGGGGAACAGCCGUCAUGUGAGAUGUUAAACAAGAAAUGUAGCAAAGGGAACUGCAGUCACAGACCCCGCAGAAUGUCUUCAAAUUUAGCCGGAAGUAACUACACACUAUUUUACUCUUGCUAAAAUAAAAAGAAGAUAAUUCAUAGAAUAAUAGAAAAGGCACUAUGAAGGCGCCUGUCUAAUGGUGUCUAACCCUUCGCCAGUUUAGCUUUUCAGGUUUGCUUUGCUCUGUAAAUAGUUUUCCUUCUUAAAUGUGAAUAAUUUUCUGAAGGUUGAUCAAGGCCGUAGAGUCCAGGUAUGUUCAUCUGUUUUUUUUUUUGUCCCUCUUCUCAGGCAUUACUUGCCAUUUUACCGUAAUUCUGGAAAACCAGUCACGUUUUGAUUCCGCUAUUUCCGCAUUCUUGUUUCUGUUCUGCCUUUUCUGGAAUUAUCUGUAUUUAUCUGUUCGUUGUUUCGUUGGAUCGUGCGCAGAGAAACUGUUAAAAAAAAAAAAUUGAGAACUGGAAUCUGAAAUGGGGGGUUUUGCAAGUGCAGUACUUGCGAUUAGUGUUCUCUGUGUGUGCGUGUGUGUGCGAGCAAGAAGCCAUUGGCGAGGAAGAUCAUUUUAGAAAAGCAGCCUCCUGAAUACCCGUGUGUCCGAGUUUCCAAGGCCAGUAGGGUGGGUUUCUUACAGGGGUCAAAUGGAAACCAAUCAAUGAAAUGUGCUGCGUGCCGCUUGAAGCGGAACCCGGGCAUGAUUAAGGGAGGCGGUGCCGUGGUUAAGGCAGCCUUGUAAAUCCGCAAGGCUGCGAGCCGGUGGGAUCCUCUUAUCACCAAACCCCGUCUUAACGGGAAGCCUUGUAGUGAAAGGGGCCAUGGAGCAAGGGAGGCUCCGCAGAGCAGAAAGGACGCCACAGGAAGGCUUUUGGACAAAGAAGCAGGGCCUCGAUUUGCUUAGGGGUUAAGGCUCUUGUCACGUGACCUCUGCCGCCCGGCCUGAGGGAGAUACCAGGCUGUAGUUUUCUACAAUGAGCUCAUUCCAAAAUGAAGCAAUUUUGUUGUCCUACCAGCAAAAAACAAAACACAACACAUUGAGUUCCCCUUUUAUUUAUUGCUUACCUGAUGUUGAUUAAAAGUACGCAAAACUGUGCCCGGAAGUGAGGAGCAGACCCCCAGAACUGGAAUUGGGUACCUGUGGAACAGGAAGCUUAGCAACAGUGCAGUGUCUGUUUUCAUAGGGAAUCUCAGAGCCCGGACUACUCCAGACAAUAUGGCUCGCCUAUUCAAACACACGUAGCCUGCAGAAUGCCUGCUCAGCUAUGUAAGCACCAGUAACCUUUCCUUUUGCUCUGUGUAAUUAUUUUUAUUGCUGUAGUUCUCUGCUGUAUUGUAAAUAAAUUUGUUUCUUUUUGUCAAAAUUAACCAUUGCACUUGUAUGUCACACUAAACUGUUUGUUUUUUGUUCAUUUUGUAAUUUAAUAAUUCUGAGCAUUAUUUGCAAGCCUUAAUAAUGUCUCUGAUUUUGUUACUUUUGAUUGUACAUUUGAUUUGAGUUUUAAUCGCCUUUGUUUAAUUUGAUACUCGGCAGCGAAGCAUCUGGUCGCAUUGUGUCCUAGAAACUUCUGCCCUGAGGGAUUGACACGGUCAUGGCUGCCCUCUGAUGUGCCCACUGACAAACGCAUGUCUGUUAUAUCUGUAUACGCAAACACUUCCACACAUGCAGAACACUCCCGGACGUGGUUGUCCGUUUGAAAAAGGUCCACCCGUUCCCCCUAAGGUUGGGGCGCAGUUUAUCGUCUGGUGAACUGGGAAACGAUACAGUGGUGUUAUUCAGAAAUGAUACUACUGUUGGAUCAUAAAUAUGUAACCCUAGUUUAUUGAUGAUUGUACAAUAUCAGUGAUGUUUCCAACAAUAAUGGUGGCCAAUCCUCUUUUCAGGGUUUGUUUACAAUUAAUAAAGCAGCGAAGACCUUUGAAGA